CAUAGCAUUGACCAUUCACAGGGAGAAGGUGAAUCCAGCGUCUGGGGGACUCCUCCGUCUGUCUACUGGCAACCUGAUCGACUAACAUCACCAACGCCCAUAAAGUGGCAAUAUACAGGAAAUGAGCCGAACUGCUAGAAGAAGAGCCGUCUUUUCCCGCUAAGUCCGACCAGCUUAAUUUGCUACAGUGUAGUGGUCGUGAUUUUGAAGUGAAGCCUAUUGUACAACGUAUCAGUUAUAGUUCUCUGAUGCAUUAUAUCAGCUGUCUAAGUUAGCUGCUUUAUUACUGCGUAGCUACCUCUCCCCUGGUUUGGACCGAUACAACGCUGACUUCGCCUGUGUGAUUCCUGUCCACCUAAAAACAUGGCAACCCAGAUCGAUAAAGAGGCUUGCAGAGAGGCUUACAACCAAGUCAGAGAUGAUAACACGGACAUCAAUUGGACUGCCUUUAAAUAUGAGGGCUCUAGGAUCGUGCCUGCAGGACAAGGGGCUGACUAUGAGGACUUCAAGAGGAUGUGCACAGAUGAUUCACGUCUGUUCGGCUUUGUCCGGAUCACAACAGGAGAUGCAAUGAGCAAACGAGCCAAGUUCACUCUCAUCACCUGGAUUGGCGAGAACAUCAGUGGGCUGCAGCGGGCCAAGAUCAGCACCGACAAGGCCAUGGUCAAAGAGAUCGUGCAGAAUUUUGCCAAGGAGUUCAUGUUCAGUGACCUGAGGGAACUCGAUGAGGACAACAUCCGUAAUGAGCUGAAGAAGGCGGGUGGAGCCAAUUAUGAUGCUCAGGCCGAGUAGAGAAGUGCCAUGGUCCACUGGAAGGGUUGGGGUUGGGGAGGUCGGGUUCAGUCUGGGAGGGGUAGGAUAGAGUAGGUAGGGGUGGGGAGUGUUGGGGCAGGGCUGCUACCUCUUGGGGAGAGGGCGAGGCGGGAUUGAGAGGGUGCUAAUAGAAAAAGGAAAUGGGGGCAUUGAACACACACAUCUUACCUGCGCAGUGAGGUGCAGCAUAGAGCUCAUAGUAAACAAUGUGCUCAUUUACAAAAACGUACUGUAGGUACACACAAAAACAAAGCAGAAGUGCACCAGGAGCAGUUUGUAAAACCAGUUAAAGAGUUUCAAACGCUGGCCAGACAAUUUUGAUUCUGCCUAACAAUGGCCUAUUGUGAUUGGGAUUCUCUUCUUUCAUUAUUUUAACAGCUUAUUUAUGUACUCUCAACAAUAGCAUCAGGACCGAUAAAACAGAUCAGAGCUCCUGUAGUUACUCUUUGUUUUGGUACAGAUACCUGACAGUACAGAUGCAGCUGGUGCACCUCCGAAAUGAUUACAUCUGCAUGAGGGCACUUAUAUACUUUGUUUUAACAUGCUGGGCUGCUUUGUUCACAUAUAUUGUGUAUCUGGAAGAUUGAAAAGUCCAUCCAAAGGACAUGUGGGGGCAGAGCUGCGCCAAAUAGUCAACACUUUCAAGAUUUAGCGCAUAAAGAUAUUCUAACAUUGUGACACUUCCCUCAUAGCAAGAUUUGUCUGGCCCAGGGAUGGGCCACAUAGCCUACCUACACUUGACCCAAAUAUAACGAUGAAUUAUGGUCCACAGGUGGUCCAGAUCUGGUAGCAAGAAUGCAAGUGCUCAUGAAAUAGCAAUAUCUCAGUCAACUGUAUGACUAUUGCUGGCCCUAUUCUGACCCAGAACCAGGCUAAUGUCUCAGGCACCUGUGUUCAGGCUAUAAGAUCUGGACAAACAGGACGGUCAAGUUGAAGCACUUGUGUGGCCCAUCACAAAUGCACAGUAAAAAUCAAGUGUGUAAGUGCUCUUAAAGAUCACAGACUGUCUUCUCUCCUCUCCUACCUGCCCUCUCCCCAGUGAGCUCAUGGUUGGUUAUCUACUGUGGAGUGCAUUAUCAUCUCACACUGAUCUUGAUCUCAGCUGGACUGCAGCUAAGCAAUAUAAAGUGACAUCAACGCUUUAGCACUGUUUUCCAGGAAUAAUUUCAUGCCAUGAGGAUGUCAAAGAACUGAAGGGUUUCACUUCAAAAUCUUGUACUGUGAUCAUUGAUCACAUCGUGAGACUGAGUUCAUUGAUAAGAAACAAAAGUCUCUAAUUGAAAUGAAACUCUUUACUUGCAGACAUGUGUUUUACACCAGAGCAUGCUCUUAGUCAUGAUACACUGUACCUCCAGGAGGGAAUGAUCUCCAUUUUCUAACAGUAUCCUUGGCGGUGGUUGGCAGCUUGCUUUGAGCAAGCCUGAGUCACUGUGCUGAGUAAACCAUCUCUUCAUCUCUAGCCAGACAGCUGUGUUUGGAUUACAGCCUCAAAGCCAACCAUGACGUCUUGUCCUGCGAUGGGCUGUAAUUCAUCAUUCUGUCCUCAAACUUGCUUGCUUCAAGCUUUGAUUCCCUUUUAUUAUUCAUUCAAAUGUGUCUUACUGUCACCGUGAACUUUUUUGGACCUUUUUUUAAUGUAUUUUUUACCUUCUGACAUAAUUAAUGUUGCAGUUCUCAGAACUGGGACAGAGGAGUACGUGGCAAAGAGUGAGACUGUUGGUCUCACAGAAGGCUCUCUGCCUGUACAUAUUAUGCUUUAGAAAAACAGAGAAACAACUAAUAUAUUGAUAUUUCUGCAGAUCUUUCAGCCAUGUAUACAAUUUUCCCAAAAGGAUUUGGAAAAUGGAGAUCUUUUCUUCUGGUGUUCAUCUUACAAUUUACCCCAUCAUACUGUAACCUACUGUGUUUGACUGCCUUAGUCUCCCAGAGAGAACGGGGCAUCAUGGAAGCUUCUGGACACUACACUGUGAUUGGCGAUCCUAUGGUGGCGGGACUUUGAUAAGCACAUGACCCAUCACAACAAUGGGUUGUGCUUAUCAACCCAACCCAGGAGGAGCCAUUUCUCGGUUGUAGCAUCUCUCUUUAUUUGGUUUCAGCCCCCCCUUCCUCCUGCAAAAAAAAAAUAGGAUUUUUUUUAUUGUACUUUCUUUUUGUUUUGUUUUUGAGAUUAAUUUUAAUGUCUCUGAAACUUUAACUUUUGAUUUUAUUUUUAAGAGCAUUGUUAUCUUGAUCAUUGGCAGAAGAAAUGUUAAAAAAAUAAAGCAAAAAAAAAGAAAGAAAUAAUGGGCACUAGACGAUUCAUUUCAAAAUAAAAAUUGAUGUUUUUUCCAAA
This is a messenger RNA of Acanthopagrus latus (yellowfin seabream), 3145 nucleotides long. It is a transcript of the gene cotl1, whose product is annotated as coactosin-like F-actin binding protein 1. Lineage: Eukaryota; Metazoa; Chordata; Actinopteri; Spariformes; Sparidae. The transcript has 4 exons. The record is from RefSeq and is a predicted model, not a curated record. The coding region runs from base 364 to 792 and encodes 142 amino acids. Gene Ontology annotation, cellular component: actin filament; plasma membrane; cortical actin cytoskeleton. Gene Ontology annotation, biological process: regulation of actin filament polymerization. Gene Ontology annotation, molecular function: actin filament binding.